Molecule: messenger RNA, 1629 nt
Organism: Bolinopsis microptera
Lineage: Eukaryota; Metazoa; Ctenophora; Tentaculata; Lobata; Bolinopsidae
Exons: 5
Coding region: 16-831 (271 amino acids)
Source: RefSeq, a predicted model, not a curated record
AAUACAAUAUCUUCAAUGGGAUUUCAAAAAGCAAUCCAAACUGCUAUUCGAAGAUGUUCUCGAACAAGACGACCAGCCCCGCUCAACUCUUUAGAGCAAAGAAGAGAAGUAGCUCUUCAACAACUGGGGCAACUGAUCGAGGAAAAGGACACUUAUAAAUGCCAGAUUUGGUUUGAAACGAACGAAAAAGGUGUUCUCAAAGACGAGAUUGAAAUCUUGACAUCGGAGAAUGACCUGCUCAAAGAAAAAGUAGAGCUCCUCGAAAAGGAAAAGUGGAGCCAGAAAGACACAAUUUUCGGUCUAAGACGCCAGCUGGCUAAAGAGGAGCGAUCCUUUGAAAUAUCAAGAUCACUAAUCCUACAGUCACGACUGAAUAGACAGGAGGAUUUAACAGCCGCUACUAAAAGAGCAGAUGCUUUAGCGCGGGAGUUAGACCUAGCUGUGACGAGGGCUAAAGAAGAUUUAGCAGCUUACAAGGAUGAAAUCGAAAAUCUCAAAAAGGAUUUUGAGACGAAAACGACAUCUAUGAACAAAGAGGUAAAAGAUGUGAAAUGUGCCCUCCAAGUCCAAGCUGAAUUCCAAGAUGCUUCAACUUGUACGACCGGCAGUACAUCCUCCAGGAGGAUCAGCUGCAAACAGGCUGCUAACAGCAAAACUAAAAAGGACAGGAGUGACAAUUCUUCAAGACUGGAUAAGCACAACCUCAACCAUCUACCAUUCCAGUGCAUAUCCAGUAUGAAAAUCAGUAGAUCAAAUUGGGAGUUACCUAUGCUGACCCAAGGACCAAAAUUUCUUGCAGCCUACUAUGCGAAGAAAAGUGGCGCACAUUGAGCAGAUUUUCUACGUGGAGUGCCCUCGCCCAAAUAAAACAAAGAAGGAGCUUUUUAUUUUAUAUUUUAAUUUCCUCUACUUCUCCCGGAGCUCUGUACUAUGUUAACGGUACUGUGACCGGUACUGUGACCGGUACUGUGACCGGUACUGUGAACGGUACUGUGAACGGUACUGUGAACGGUACGUUGAACGGUACUGUGAACGGUACUGUGAACGGUACUGUGACCAGUACUGUGGUGACCGGUACUGUGACCGGUACUGUGAACGGUACUGUGAACGGUACUGUGAACGGUACUGUGAACGGUACUGUGAACGGUACUGUGACCGGUACUGUGAACGGUACUGUGACCAGUACUGUGAACGGUACUGUGAACGGUACUGUGAACGGUACUGUGACCAGUACUGUGACCAGUACUGUGAACGGUACUGUGAACGGUACUGUGAACGGUACUGUGAACGGUACUGUGAACGGUACUGUGAACGGUACUGUGACCAGUACUGUGAACGGUACUGUGAACGGUACUGUGAACGGUACUGUGAACGGUACUGUGACCAGUACUGUGAACGGUACUGUUACCAGUACUGUGAACAGUACUGUGAACGGUACUGUGACCAGUACUGUGAACGGUACUGUGAACGGUACUGUGAACGGUACCGUUAACAAUGUGCAGGGUUUUGCGAGAAAUAGUUGUGACGAGAUUUAAAAAUUCAUUAUUGUUAUUGUUCAUGUCCUUCCAAAAAACAAAAAAAGAGAACAACACCAAACACUGACUACAAUUUUGAAUUUCGGGACCCGGU